Anarrhichthys ocellatus (wolf-eel) is the source of this 8381-nucleotide messenger RNA. RefSeq names its product GDNF-inducible zinc finger protein 1 (gene gzf1). Gene Ontology annotation, molecular function: protein binding; RNA polymerase II cis-regulatory region sequence-specific DNA binding; DNA-binding transcription factor activity. The record is from RefSeq and is a predicted model, not a curated record. NCBI's taxonomy places the organism in Eukaryota, Metazoa, Chordata, Actinopteri, Perciformes, Anarhichadidae. The transcript has 9 exons. Gene Ontology annotation, biological process: regulation of transcription by RNA polymerase II. Bases 4298 to 6838 code for a protein of 846 amino acids.
GUGAUGCAAUCCGCGGAAGCGAAGGAGAGGACACGAGGGCGGCAGGAAGGAAGGGAGGGAAGAGAGGACGGAGGAAUUGUUGCUCCUGAGGAUCCAGCUCUCCAGGAAUGUGCUGACGGUCAUGUCCCACACAGUCUGGGAAGAGGAUUGCAUUCUGGGAGGCUCUGCGGAGGCUGGAGGCCCAAAUCCACCCUCACGCCCGCAGCAGUGGAGAUCUAUUUCGGUGCGAGCUACACAACGUCCACAAGCACCCACACAGGCUCGGUGGGUAAGGUGAUUGGUAAGCCCGAACAAAUAGUCUAUUUAUGAGCAUCACAAGAGUGGGCGGUCGUCCUUGAGCUGGUUUCUCUGUGUCUGAAGUGCUAAGUGCUGUAUACGGUUACAAUAGAUAGAACAUGCACAAGGACGAGUGAAGGUGGGGAGAGUGGGUGAGGGAGGAAGAGGGGGGCAGAGCGACAGAGCACUGGGAAUAGAGAUGGUGAGUCAGAGGCCAUUUGGAAAGUAAUUUCAUCUCUGAAUGCCGUAUAUCUUUUCAUCAAUGAAAGGAAAGUAUUUUCCGAACCAGAAGAGAAAGAAAAAAACCAAACUCAGUUUGGUGAAAUGGAGCCUGAGGACGGAUACCAUUCUCACGUUAUUCUUGCACUAUAUUUAUUUUCAUGGAGGUGGAGUUGUUUGUUACAGUACACUGAAAGUGAAGUGAAGCUUGGAGUCGACAGCACAUCUUGGCUGCUCCGCGAGGCAGUGCGAAUGUUAGCACGCUAACGUGUUCCAAAAACCCACAAUGCUAACAUGCUGAGCGUUUACCAUUGUCGCCAUUUUGUUUAGCAUGUUAGCACGGUGACAUUUGCUAAUCGGUUUUGCAAGUACUUUGUCAUAACCUGAUGGUGGCGUGAGACAAGAAGUCAGAAAAUCACCAACGUCAUUCAGAUGAAUCCUCUGGACAACAUCAUCAUCUGUAACCAAACAUGCUAGGGCAGCUGCAUUUUUUCAUAUAUUUGGUUGUGUGUGUGACCGUCUGCAAUUACUGCAAUUUCUCAUCAACCAAAGAGAAUUUCCACAUUAUGGUCCUAGGAUUAUGCUGCAAUUUUUUGUGAAUCAUUGGUUUUUCUCUUAUAUCCUCAUGUCACAUUGAGGUUUUAGGGGUUCCAGUGGUAUUCUGGACUGACUCAAUGUGGUGUGGCAUCCGGCCAAAGCGGAAAAGAGAAAAGGGGAAAGAAGAGUUAGGUUGAAGUGUUAGGAGAGACUACCAGAGACCAGUGCUGUGUGUAUCCUGGCACGGCAACCUUGGCCUUGACAGGACAGCACAAACAUGUACAAUAUUUGACUGCUGUCCAAUUUCUACAUCACAUAAACAUGGGUGGAGAUUCAUGUCCAUUAACCAGAACAACUAAAACCACUCUCCAAAUCUGCAUAAAAUCAAUAAAGUGCAUCCUAGUGUCAACGUAGGAACAUGCCAUUGAUAAAAAAAACAACAACAGUGCAGAUUCCUGUUGAAAGAAUUAAGAGCAACUAAAUUCAUGAAAGAUGUUCAUGACCACGUUCACUGACUGGAGGGGAAGAGAAAGACACCACAGAAUACUGAGUUGGACUGGUUUGUGAUCGGUCUGGCAUCAGCUCUGAGGUUCUAUGUGCGAGCACAAAGGGAAUGCUGCGGUUAUUCUUGGACCGCCACUGUCUGCUCUUCCAUGUACUGUGAUGUUGUAGUGUUUACCAUCACUGGUUCUGUUCAUCUGCUGGGAUUAUGAGUCAGCCCUCUUGAGGAGCCGUGAAGAGGUCACGCAAGGACACCGACUGACUAACCUGCCCCUCGCUGCAUCCAAAUUACAGUGUUUGUGCGACUCCAGCACACAAACCGAGCCUGGACACAACCGUCGCCACAAAACUCUUGUUUUCUUUGCCGUGUGUGUGCGUGUGUGUGCUCUGUAGCCUCAAAUUAAAACCGGCCUUGGGUUUAGAGUUUAACUUUUCCUCUCACACAGUGCAAGGUUUUGUCAUGUUGUUUGUGCGCUGUGGAACGUCAGCACGGGUAUUUUCGGUCGUGUGGAGGAGUCUACCCAUAGCACAGCAAACAGGGCAGAAUGUUAUGUUUGCUGAGGGCAUCACCUUUUCAGCUGAGCAUUUGAGUUUCUUCUUCUUCGCUGACAACGUGAUGAUGUAUCCACGGGAAUUGAAUUUGUUACCAGACAACCUGGCUAUCAAGCGCGCCAUGUACUGGCAUCAUCUCGACUGCAGUCGACUUCGAGAUCCACGUUCAUUCUCCCCGGCUGAACUUCUGAAAAACACGAAAUGCCCCGCAGUCAUUUUGAAAAGUCAACCAACCAGUAUCACCGCUGAAAGUAGAUUAAAACAGGCAUGUUUCUGAAAUGACUUUGACCUUUUGUUAUUUCAGUGAUGCAGCAUACGUUCAUCCCCUUGAUUACACAUGUCAGCCGGGGAUGACAUGUCGCAACCUCACAUCUGUUUCUCUGCCAUAUCUUCACUCUGACAAAGCAUCAUGUGACAACACAAACCACGACUGGGGUUUAAUAUUUGCCAUUGACAUUAGUCAGAGCCAGACCCCGCUGAACUUUUUAUAUGUCACGGUACAGUAUGCGGUGAGGGAACAUUUUAAAUUUGACCCAAGGAGGUCAUAACUGCAAUGAUGAAUGAAGCUUUUUAUCAUUUUGGUAAAGCAGUUUCUAUGAGCCAACUUUUAUAGAGUCCUUUAUUCAGAAAUGAAAAAAAAACUUCUGCACUACUGUGUCUAAAGUGAAAAAUGUUUUCCUUCCUCUAACUUCAGUCAUAUCAGAAGUUAUAUUAAUGGCAACAUACUGAGAAUCAAUUUGUAUGACUUGUCUCAUUAAUUUGCAUAUAGUAAUCCAGUAUUCCAUUAAACUCUAGGCUUAUUUGCAUGGUAAUAAUUUACAUCAUAUUAAUAUCUAUGCAAAUACUUGAUGAUUCCUAUGAGCAUACAAGUUACAGAUCAUUACAUCUGCAGAUGUUGUGUCUUUGAUAUCAAGAUCAACCAGGAAGGACCGGUUUUAUGAAAAGGGUUAUCUUUAAAAUAUGGUAUUGUUUGUGUGUGCAUGUGUGCAUGUGUGUGUGUGUGUGUGUGUGUGUGUGUGUGGCAGAGGAGCACUGUAUUGAAAGCCAGGCGAACACAGUGUUCCAGGUCAGAGCUGAAGUCUGCACAGCUUUCGGCCCAGAGAGCAGCAUGAGUCACCGGAACAGAGCAGAGUGCUAGCUUGCAGAAUUCAUUAAGACAAAUGUAAGGUAUAUGGAUUUCCUCUGAAAGGAAAAAAAAAAAGGAAAAAGAAACCUUGGCAGCCGCAGAACAGCACCCCAGUGAAUCCUCAAGUAGCUUUCCACACACCUUUGGAAUGACAGCAUGCUUUUUGAAACUAUGUUGAUGAUUUAUGCUGGUCUGAAUGUAAAUGAAUUAGCUUAAAUCCUUCACCGUGUUGGCCUAUUUUUCUUUAAAAUAUUUUUGGAACCACUCUGAUACAACUACAACAGACCUUACUACAUACAAUAGGUAGUUACUAAAGCAGCUGGUUUCAUACAUAAUGAGUACCAGCUGGAAUGAGAGUAGAAAAUGAUCAUGCUGGAAAAAAUGCAAAUAUGGGUGUUAAAGAUGCAUGUUAAUCUGUUUUUUAAAUCACCACUAGCUGUUUACAUGUUAAUCCCUCUGUACAAUGGCGCCCCCUUGCGGUGGCGAGGCAGACAUAAACACUAGUGCUAGAGUUACGGUAACGCCAUUACAUUAGAAAACCACGAUUUAAAUUUAAAAAAUAAUGCAAAGGUGGCUAUAUACAUGUACCCUGUUUAACAUGUUCACAAUACAACUUUAGGUGCUUCCUUUGAGCUUGAUAAAGGAGGUGAAACUGAGUUUUUUCUUGAAAUAAAAUCCUAAUUACAUCAUUACGUGUCACGAUAGACGUGCAAGCCAUUAUUGCUCAACGGUUAAAUAACGGUUGGUGGAACUGAUAGUAUUGUGGAAAUAAAUUAGGCAAAAUCAAGUGCUAGCUAGUUAAACUAGCUUCACCGUAAAGACUCAAACGUUUACUUUAUUAUCAAAGGCACUAUUUUAACAGGGGAUACCGUUUUUAAACUAAAACUAAACUGACCCAGGACCAGCAAUUGUGUUUUACUUUAGACGUGACCAAAAACAGAGGACUGACACCGAGUCAGUCACUUCGGCACCGGAUGUCGCCGAGUGCCGUUUUUCGGGAGUGAUUUCUACAGGAAAUACCUUCCGCUGUGGAGAGCAUUUGUGAAGGGCUGCCAUUUUACCGACCUUACGCAGCACAAAUGAAUUAUGGAGGUCAAAGUGGUCCAGCUCACCUCUAAGUCCCACCAUGAAAACAUCCUGUCCUCCCUGCACCAGCUGAGGCUGCAGGGACAGCUAAACGAUGUAACCGUGCAGGUAGACUACCAGGGAGAUAUGAAGGAGUUUCAGGCCCAUCAGUUGAUGCUCGCAGCAUCCAGCGGCUACUUCAAGAAGAUCCUGCUCUCUGAGGAUGCUACCCGAGACAAAGUGUUGCUCUCCAAUAUGCACUCCAGUGACUUCUCCAAGUUUUUGGAAUUUGUGUACACCGGUAAAGUCGAAGUGGUCAGAGACAAGGUUGGCGACGUUCAAGCACUCGCACAACUUUUGGACUGUGAGGAUCUGUCGGAGGUUUGUGCUGAGGCCAUGAGUGCUGGAAUCCUACCAAAGACUACAAAGAAAAAAUGUGCACCAAAAGUUGCAAGUGAAGGUGAAAAAAGGACCCGAGGGAAGAAGCAGCCCAAAAACGUAGGUCUUAAGCGGCGGCUCUCUCCACAGAGCUCUGAGAAAGAAGUAAUUCCCAAAAAAUUAAAGGCAAAGAGCGCAGCGAAGGAUGAAAAACGACAAGGACGAACCCUAAAACCGAGGGUGGCUGGCCGUAAAGUCCUUCAGAGGCGUUUGAAUACUAAAAGAGAGGCUAACCAUUGCAAUGAAAACCAAGUCACCAAUGAAGACACAGACGAGACGGAGGACAGGACUGACACGGAGGCUCUGGCAGAGAAAAGACACGUGUCUUCAUUUGCAGUGCCAGUCUCUGAUGUGGAUGAUUGGGAAUGUGAGGACGAUGUGCAGAGUAGUGAUGCCGAAGACUCCUUAUUUUUAUCUCUGGGGGAGGAAGAGGAAGAGGAGGAGGAGGAGGAGGAGCAGGAUGACGACGACGACGACGACGACAAUGAGGGACAGUCCAAGAAGACACCAAAAAGUACCUCCAAGGCCCAGUUCCAGUGUAACAAGUGCCAAAGGACCUUCCACUAUGAGAGAAGCUACUUGAAGCACAUCAGUACGUACCACGGAGUGAAAGCGGACAUCAUCUACCGCUGUGAGACCUGCCAGCAGACCUUCGCUAACCGCAGCAAUCUGAAGAUCCAUGAAAAGCACGUCCACAGCAGCGAGAGGCUGUUUGCCUGCGAAAUCUGUGCAAAGACCUUCAAACGAAAGAAGGAUGUUGUCCGCCAUCAAAGACAGGUGCAUGAACGCAACAACCUGCGACACGUCUGCCCCGACUGUGGAAAGGCGCUCAGCUCCAAAACCGCCCUGUUGUUGCACGAGAGGACACACACGGGUGCGAAGCCUUUCGAGUGCACCGACUGCGCGGCCAGAUUUUCCCAGAACUCUGCCCUGAAGAUGCACCGCAGGACUCACACAGGAGAGAAGCCAUUUGCAUGUGACGAGUGCGAAGCCCGCUUCACUCAGAAGCACAUGUUGGCCUAUCAUAAGCGCUCACACACAGGUGAGAGGCCCUUCAUGUGUGAGGCCUGCGGGAAAAGCUUUGCAUCUAAAGAAUACCUGAGGCACCACUCAAACAUCCACACCGGGUCCAAGCCAUACAAGUGCGAGCAGUGUGGCCGAGGCUUCGCUCAGAGGAAUUCCCUCCACCAGCAUUUAAAGACACACACGGGCGAGCGUCCGUACAGCUGUAAAGACUGCGACAAGCACUUCACCCAGCUCAACGCCCUGCAGAGGCACCAGCGCAUUCACACGGGAGAGAAGCCAUACAUGUGUGGUCUCUGUAGACGCACCUUUACAGACAAGUCCACCCUCCGCAGGCACACUAUGAUUCAUGACUCAGAUGCUCCCUGGAAAACCUACCUUGUGGUGCUGGAGGGAAAUGUGGAAGACAAGAAACCCAAAACUCCAACUAAGGGAAAGACAGAAAAAGCACGAGGGAGGGAGAGAAAGAGCACGGCUAGAAGAAGUGCCACUGGUACUGCUGCUGGUACUGCUGACGGGCCUGAUAAAACCCACACUAACUCCUUGGUGCAGUCUGAACCAGUCACCCUACCUUCUGAAUGGACCAGUCAGGGGGCCAUUGCUCUGGUCAGCCACGGCGCCCUCAGCGGGAUCACCGUCUACCACACUGAGAUGCCACUCGGGACCCAGAUCCAGCCCAUCGUGACCACCGACAGCACCGGGGCCAGCGUCAUCUCCUUGGAUGGAUCGGCCAUCCCCGUCCCCUUCUCGAUACCGGUGUCCUUGGCUCACACUAUCCCCUUGUGCUCCGAAGGUUCCUCCACCUCGCUCUCUUUACCCACUCUCUCUCUUCCUGUUUCCGACGGCAAGUUGUCGUCGGUCUCCGAGAUCCAAAUCGUUUCCACGUCGUCCGUCCUGGAAGCCGCUGCCUCACAGACCAUUUUGGCUCUAGUUGCAGAGACUAAGACAGCUUCUGUUCUGCAGCCGGAUAUUCAGACUGUGAUUGUCGGCGACGAGGUUUGUGGAACAGAACGAACAGCUGCCGUCCCAAGUGAUGGAGAGCAGAGGACAGCAGAUGAUUUAGGCGAGCCUAAAGGGGCCUCAGCUCGAGAUGCGGCGUAGAAAAUGCAUGUGAACAGAGAUAAUUUAAUCUGAGUUUGGAUUUAAAAUCCUAUUUCAACGCAGCUCUUCAUGUUAUAUAUACUUUGGCAUUAGCAGUGUGUGUGAAUGUGUGGUCUGACCACGUGGUGUUUCAUCAGUACUAUGAUCAAAAGUCCAGUAUUUCUCACACUCUUUUGGAACGGGAAGGUGUGCAUUAAAAAUCCAUGCAUUAUUUUUGUUUUAUGUGAUAAAACUAAAAUAUGAUUACGGUAUUGGUGUGAUUCAUUUUCUUCAAAUUCAUAGGGUGAAAUGUGGCACACAUCAUAGUGAACACAAAUGUUAUUUUACCAAUCUCACUAAUAGCAGACAUCUGUUCCCCUCAGAAUAAGUGUUGCAGGAGCUCCAUGUUCAGUAGGAUGCUCUGGGAACUUUUGGCAGCUGCACCUCAGUGGAUCUUCAAGCACCUUUCACUACACCUUUGGAAUAAUACCGGCAUACUCUUUGCAACUCUGGAUGUAAAUGAAGUUGUGUAAAUCCUUAAAAGAUUCUUACACCAUCUGUCUUUGGGAACCAUAUCCAAAAUCUUAAUUAGUUACCAUCAAACAAAUGCACACUUGCUGAGAGUGAAGGGUGAUGCUACUCCGGUCAAUAGCGGCGUGAGAGCGCGAGAGGAAAUGCUCACUAAACAUAAUGUCGACAUUAGAUCACUUGUGUAAGGACAUGGUCACAGAGUAGACGGAGGGAUUUAUCUGAUUGAUCCAAACCAUGUCCUCCAAUCAAACGCUCAUGUUUAAGUGUCGGGUUGCUGUGUGACAGGGAGGCAGAUUUACAGCAGCGAAUGAAAGAUCAAUACAACUAAUAUUGUAUCUAUUAGUAAUACAUUCACCUUCAAAUACAUUUAAAACUUAAAAUACUAAUUAUUGAAGUAGUCACUUUCUUACCCAUCUCAUUUUCCACUCCUACAAUAAGAGACAAACACGUGACAAGCUAAAUAUUGAGGUUUUUGUACCCAUUUUUUUUACCAAUCAGACUCAAAGUAAGAAGUCCCUCACGACAUUCUGGUGAAGAUAGUAAAAGCUUAUUAAAUAUAACAUUGCUGUUUGAUAGGUACGGUCAAAGGCAGGAGAGCAGAGCCGGGAAUAUAAUAUCUUUAUUAUUGUCCAUUCGCACUAGCAUACAGAUCAUAUCCACUGUCAUUCCAUCAGGAAGAAGCUGGAUACGCAGGGUGACGGACCCUUUAGUAAAAACUUUGGUCUGGCUCACACUAGUGAAUGUAACAACGCUAAUCUAUACACAAUGACAUGCUUAGCGACUGGCCAUUAGGAAGGCGUACUGCAGUAGUUAAACCUUCAAUGAUACGUUCACGACACGGCACGAGAUGAGUGACUAAUGAUGCCCGUUACCCCAAGAUCACUGCCCUGGAAAUAAGCAGCACAGGUUUCCAUGUCAGUGCUUUUCACUCAAAAAUACUCCCUCACAGGCAAACUAUAAAUCACACCUUACAGGCUCACACAUUCAAAGUAUUAUUACAUCAAUGAAUCCUAAAGUGAGUGUAAGUUUGAAU